AGGCUGACUCAAUCUCUCCGAAAAAUGAAGUUCUUGAUAUUCGCCUAUCUGCUGAGCGUUGUCUGGAGUCGGAAACCCGAUGGAUGCGGGAGGCCCUCGAUCCCACCUUUCAUCGAGCCCGAAGACCGCAUUUAUGGCGGUAGGGUUGCUGUGCCGGGAAGCUGGCCUUGGCAAGCGCAGUUGCAACUGCAAGGACGCUUUCAUGUUUGCGGCGGUUCCCUGAUCAGCGAUCAGCACGUUUUGACUGCUGCACACUGCGUCUGGGGAACACGGCCGGCAAACUUGAAGAUUCACCUCGGUUCACACCGGCGCCAAAGACGAGAACCAGCUGAGCUUGUUGUUGGCGUCCAUGAAAUUUGCAUCCAUCCUGCUGCUCGUACCAGUCUCCAACCGACCGCCUUCUUCUCGCAGGGUUUAAUGCAGGACAUCGCAAUCAUCAAGUUGAAGAGCAAGGUGAAUACGACGACGACCAUACAGCCAGUGUGCUUGCCCGAAAACAACGAAGAACUUUCCAGAACAUCAAAGGUGUUCGUUCUCGGUUGGGGAGCAACAGAACGCAGCCAAGGUUCAGCAGAAUUGAAACAAACUAGGGUGCAGUACUUGUCAAACCGAGAUUGCAGAGCAAGAGGAGUAAGAGUAAUUUCACAAAUAUUCUGUGGAGGUCAUAUCCAUGGCAGCGCCUGCAGGGGCGACAGUGGUGGACCUGUUGUGCACAGAAAUGACGGCGUGUGGUCGCAACAUGGCAUCGUCAGUGGAGGCCCUCUUGGCUGUGGAUGGUCCUACGCACCGCAGCUUUUUGUCAAAGUGUCCUCCUACGUUGACAACUUCAUUGCACCUUACAUAGAUCCCAAGACAAGUCGCGAGAAAAUUCGGAGUAUAUGCAGACUAGUUAGUUCGUAAGAUGCCGUGAAACAUUAAAUAGACCGUAUUAGUGUACUUUUUUUUGCUUAAUGAAAACUUCAUCUGUAUGCUGAUUUAUGCAACACCAUAUAUGGGCGAUUAUGUAGCAUACGUGAAACGGUCUACGAAAUUGACUUGUUGUGUACGUUACGUGACGUUAACUUUUCUGCUAAACUUAGAAAGGAAACUAAAUUGUCCUACAAGCAACAUCACAUCAGGCU
Molecule: messenger RNA, 1121 nt
Organism: Ixodes scapularis (black-legged tick)
Lineage: Eukaryota; Metazoa; Arthropoda; Arachnida; Ixodida; Ixodidae
Product: chymotrypsin-like protease CTRL-1
Exons: 6
Coding region: 25-900 (291 amino acids)
Biological process (GO): proteolysis
Molecular function (GO): serine-type endopeptidase activity
Source: RefSeq, a predicted model, not a curated record